AUGAGCAGUGUUUGUAUUGAUGCUCCAAAACUUGAAAGCCUUGAUUUGGAGACAGGUGCUCUCUUGAAUUUUUCCUUGGAUGCAAGAUCCCUGAUCAGUGCCAAUAUUCAUUUACGGGACAAUCGUUUUCAAGUAAACCGAGCUUCCUUUGCCAAACAUGCAACUGCGCUUUUGGCAGAAAUUUCCAAUGUUAAAAAUCUGUCACUCUCAGCUUCUCAUUUAGAGGUAAUUAAGUAA
This is a messenger RNA of Prunus armeniaca (apricot), 237 nucleotides long. The record is from the annotation of a GenBank genome assembly. NCBI's taxonomy places the organism in Eukaryota, Viridiplantae, Streptophyta, Magnoliopsida, Rosales, Rosaceae.